This is a messenger RNA of Nerophis ophidion (straightnose pipefish), 5523 nucleotides long. RefSeq names its product pituitary adenylate cyclase-activating polypeptide type I receptor-like. Gene Ontology annotation, biological process: cell surface receptor signaling pathway; adenylate cyclase-modulating G protein-coupled receptor signaling pathway. The coding region runs from base 322 to 1740 and encodes 472 amino acids. The record is from RefSeq and is a predicted model, not a curated record. The transcript has 15 exons. Gene Ontology annotation, molecular function: G protein-coupled peptide receptor activity; vasoactive intestinal polypeptide receptor activity; peptide hormone binding. Gene Ontology annotation, cellular component: neuron projection; plasma membrane. NCBI's taxonomy places the organism in Eukaryota, Metazoa, Chordata, Actinopteri, Syngnathiformes, Syngnathidae.
GGCACGUCGUCUUUGCAGCAGCAUCAGCAGCACAGACGACACCUGACAUUUUUCUCCUGGAGACGGCACACAUAUUUCAUAUUUCAUCUUUCUUGUCUUGGAAGGAAAGGAGGAAGAGGCGACGAUCUUCACCCCCAUGGCUGCUUCCUGUGCACAAUUUGGCGGUCUGGAGCGUUACACAUCGGACCCUUGAUGCUCCAGUGUGUCCUGAGAGGAGGCAGUGCAUUGUAGACAACACCCACACACACACACACACACACACACACACACACACAGACACACACACACACAGGGCAGAGAGGAAGACCCUCGGAGGACACGAUGAAAGAUUUGAUCCUGGCUCUGAUGCUCCUGCUGCCUCUGGUCUCCUCGGAGUCGGAGCAUUGCAUCAUCAUGCGAGAACAUGAGAAAUGCAUGGAGAGGAUGGCAAUGCACAACCCCAGCGAUGACUUGGACAUGAUGUGUCCGUGGCUGUGGGACAACCUGACUUGUUGGCAGGCGGCCAGCGUGGGUGAGGUGGUGGUGGUCAACUGUCCAGAGUUCUUCAACGAACUCAUGGGCCCGGAGGACGAGAUGGGGACGGUCAGUCGUAACUGCACCGAGGACGGAUGGUCGGAACCUUACCCUCACUACCUGGACGUCUGUCUCUUUUACGACAACGCCACCAAACCGGACAUGUACUACGCAUCAGUCAAGGCGCUGUACACUGUGGGCUACAGCACCUCCCUGGUGUCGCUCACCACCGCCAUGGUUAUUCUCUGCAGGUUCAGGAAGCUCCACUGCACCAGAAACUUUAUCCACAUGAACCUCUUUGUGUCCUUCAUGCUGAGAGCCAUCUCCGUCUUCAUCAAGGACGGAGUUUUGUACGCACAAGAGGACAGCGACCACUGCUUUGUCCACACGGUGGCGUGUAAAGCUGUGAUGGUUUUCUUCCACUACUGCGUCAUGUCCAAUUACUUUUGGCUCUUCAUUGAAGGCCUUUACCUCUUCACUCUGCUGGUGGAGACUUUCUUUCCUGAGAGGAGAUACUUCUACUGGUACACCAUUGUUGGCUGGGGAACUCCCACUAUUUGUGUAACUGUCUGGGCCGUCCUCAGGCUCCAUUUCCACGACACUGGAUGCUGGGAUACAAAUGAGAACACUGCCCUCUGGUGGGUGAUCAAGGGACCUGUCGUGGCCUCCAUCAUGAUCAAUUUUGUGCUCUUUAUUGGAAUCAUCAUCAUCCUGGUGCAGAAGCUUCAGUCUCCGGACAUUGGCGGCAAUGAAUCCAGCAUUUACCUCAGCUGUGCUCAGAAAUGCUUCAGUGAGCCCUCACAGGCUGUUCAACAUUCGUGCAGGAUGUCAGAGUUAUCCACCAUCACGCUGCGCCUGGCUCGCUCCACCCUCCUGCUCAUACCACUCUUUGGAAUUCACUACACCGUCUUUGCCUUCUCUCCCGAGGACGUCAGCAAGAGGGAGCGUCUGGUCUUCGAGUUGGGCCUAGGAUCGUUCCAGGGUUUCGUGGUGGCUGUCCUCUACUGCUUCCUCAACGGGGAGGUGCAGUCAGAGAUCAAGAGGAAAUGGCGCAGCUGGACCGUGAACCGGUACUUUGCUGUGGACCUGAAGCAGCAGAGGCAUCCUUCCUUGGCCAGCAGCGGCGUCAACGGCGGGACUCAGCUGUCCAUCCUGAGCAAGAGCAGCUCCCAGAUACGCAUGUCCAGCCCCCUGGCGGAGAGCGCCAACAUCAGCCUGCCCACUUGAGCGUGUGAGCGCCCCCCUCGCCGCCGCCAGCCGCCACGCCGCCUCCAUGAAUCCUCGCCGGGCGGAAGAGACCAAAGCGCCGCACACACAAGUAGAGUACUCCUCAAGUUAUUAGCGCCAGCAUUUUCUUAUUCCAGCCUCACUGUCAUUCUCACUUCAAUUUGGUCCAGGCUUUACAAAUUCACUUUUUCAACCUUUUUAAAGCUCUUUUAAUGAACUGUGAUCGUACUGUAGGGGUCCUCUUUGGCUUUGUGUACAGUCCUGUGCUUCAAAGUGCCAUACAAGUCGCCUGAAUGGAGUCCAAAGGUUUAAAACACACACACACGCACACACACACGCACGCACACACACACACAAUUGCCUCGCUUGUACAUGUUAAUGCUCAUUGUUUAAAUGUUGCAUUUUGCUUUUUUCUACAAACAGCCGUAAAGUACUGAGUAUGUCAAAAGAUAGACACAAAACAAAACAAAACAAAAAAAACCUCAUGGAUUUUGUAAAUAGAAGAUCAGAUUUGUUUCUGUAUUCAUUAGUUUUGCAUCGUAUUGAAACAUUCUAUUCUGCAAAAGAGAGACAAAAAAAAAAAAGGACUGGAGUCCAAAUCUGUGGAAAGAAAGCUGGAAUAUAAAAAUAAUCAAUGUCAAAAUCCAACUUGUACAUCUCGAACGUUAGAUACCGUAUUUCCUUGAAUUGCCGCCUUGGCGCUAAUUUUUUAAAACCUCUUCUCACAACGGCAUGCGGUAAAUUUAGGCCUGCGCUUCUAAAUUUGAGUGUGAUGUAAGGAUACCAUCAUGAAAAGCACAUUUAAUAAAAAAAACAAUAUUAUGGUCUUACCUUUACUUAUAAAUGAAGUCCAUGCGCAGCUCCUUCUGAUCAAAAGCAUAGAUAACUUGUUUAUAGAAGUCUUCCUUAUCUUUCUUCAGUUUUAAAGGUCUCUCUGUCUCGAUGGAGAUCUUCCUUUAUGACCUCCUGCUUCGAUUGAAAGUCCAGUUUAGAAAACAGGUUUAUUUUAGAUAUGUAAUCCUCCAUGUUAAAAGUGCAAGCGAGAGGAAAAACUAAUUGAUCGUUGCUUGUUGUGACUUCUUCUGCAGCCGAGUAGUCGCAAGAAGGAUCACUAGCACCCUCUACCACCAGGAGGCGGGAGUCAUUUAAUGACUCAUAUUUGACACACGCAGCUACGGUAUAUAAAUAAAACAUAGCUGCUUACUGAUCUUUUUAGCAUAUUCAAUAGCAUGGAACUUAAAUCCUACUGAAUAGCUCUUAAUCUUCUUCCCUUUAUGCGAUUUCAAAUGAUCGAAAUCAGCCUCCUCCAUUUGUGACGUGACGAGUUUGACCCGGUGGAAAUUCUAGGCAUAUGCUAAUUAUUUGACAAAACGAGUUUGACCCGGUGGAAAUUCCAGACAUGCACUAAUAGAAAUAAUAUUUUGCGAUACGAGUUUGACCCGGCAGUAAUUCUAGGCAGGCGCAUACUGUAUAUUCAAGGAAAUACGGUAUGCUAAAAAAUAAUAAUAAUGAAUGAAUAGCUAUUAUAAAACAACAUCUUAGCUUUUUGUUGGAGCGGACAAGGUCAAUUAGUGUAGCAACUAUGAACAGCUGUCAUUCAGUAUUGAUUGUCCACCUCCUGAGCGUUAUAGACCAUGCCUGGUUUCACUCCUUUGACGCACUGCCAUCAGAAAAGUCUGUUUCACGCUUGGAACACCAGAAUAAUGUCCUUGUCCUGCUCCGUAUUCUUCCAAUCAUUCUCAGAUUGAUGGCGGUGCAUCAUGACCACGUGCAGCCAAACAAGGGCUGCCUCUUUAUCUUCAUGUUGACGCUCAAAACUUGGCAAAUAGGGAAUUCAAAAGUAAUAUUUAAUCAUUUUGUUAUUAUGUUAUGGUCGCUGUUGUAUUUUGUAUAAUAAUGGCAACACUAUUGUAUGAAUGUCGAGUGCAUCCAAGCCACAUUUAGGCUGAGAGCCAAUGAACAAAGCUUGUGAAGCUCCUGAUGAUAUCAAUCCUGCACUUUUAGUGGCGACAUGAAGGAUUUGAUGAUAUCAGUCCUGCACUUUUAGUGCCGACGUGAAGUAAUAUGUCCAUGAAGGUCCUUCCUCACAGUGCCAUGCCCAUUUACUCAUACUCUUCUACGUCUUGCUGGGCCAAAUGUCUUCAUCUGCAGCUUUGGACUUUGUACAAUGAUAUCAACAUCAGAAUGAUACCAAUCCCCUAUCAUCCUGUGAAAGUGAUAUCAACCCUGGUGAUAUCAGACCUCAUUAAACAUGCUGUCAAAGUAGUAGCAUGUCAAUCCUUCUCAACAUCCAAUCAAAGUGGCAUCGAUUGUCCUUAACAUUGUGAUACAGUGGCAUUGUGACUCCAGAACAUCCUGUCAAAGUGAUAUCAAUGCUCCAUAACAUCCUGUCAAAGUGAUAUUAAUGCUCUAUAACAUCCUGUCAAGGUGAUAUCAAUGCUCCAUAACAUCCUGUCAAAGUGAUAUCAAUGCUCCACCAUAACAUCCUGUCAAAGUGAAAUCAAUGCUCCAUAACAUCCUGUCAAAGUGAUAUUAAUGCUCCAUAACAUCCUGUCAAAGUGAUAUUAAUGCUCUAUAACAUCCUGUCAAGGUGAUAUCAAUGCUCCAUAACAUCCUGUCAAAGUGAUAUCAAUGCUCCACCAUAACAUCCUGUCAAAGUGAAAUCAAUGCUCCAGAACAUCCUGUCAAAGUGAUAUUAAUGCUCUAUAACAUCCUGUCAAGGUGAUAUCAAUGCUCCAUAACAUCCUGUCAAAGUGAUAUCAAUGCUCCAUAACAUCCUGUCAAAGUGAUAUCAAUGCUCCACCAUAACAUCCUGUCAAAGUGAAAUCAAUGCUCCAGAACAUCCUGUCAAAGUGAUAUUAAUGCUCUAUAACAUCCUGUCAAAAUGAUAUCAUUGCUCCAUAACAUCCUGUCAAAGUGAUAUCAAUGCUCCAUAACAUCCUGUCAAAGUGAUAUCAAUGCUCUAUAACAUCCUGUAAAAAUGAUAUCAUUGCUCCAUAACAUCCUGUCAAAGUGAUAUCAAUGUUCCAGAACAUCCUGUCAAAGUGAUAUCAAUGCUCCAUAACAUCCUGCCAAAGUGAUAUUAAUGCUCUAUAACAUCCUGUCAAAGUGAUAUCAAUCCUGUAUAACAUCCUAUCAAAGUGAUAUCAAUGGUCUAUAACAUCCUGUCAAAGUGAUAUUAAUCCUCUAUAACAUACUGUCAAAGUGAUAUCAAUCCUCUAUAACAUCCUGUCAAAGUGAUAUCAAUCCUGUAUAACAUCCUAUCAAAGUGAUAUCAAUGGUCUAUAACAUCCUGUCAAAGUGAUAUCAAUCCUCUCUAACAUCCUGUCAAAGUGAUAUCAAUGCUCCAUAACAUCCUGCCAAAGUGAUAUUAAUGCUCUAUAACAUCCUGUCAAAGUGAUAUCAAUCCUGUAUAACAUCCUAUCAAAGUGAUAUCAAUGGUCUAUAACAUCCUGUCAAAGUGAUAUUAAUCCUCUAUAACAUACUGUCAAAGUGAUAUCAAUCCUCUAUAACAUCCUGUCAAAGUGAUAUCAAUCCUGUAUAACAUCCUAUCAAAGUGAUAUCAAUGGUCUAUAACAUCCUGUCAAAGUGAUAUCAAUCCUCUCUAACAUCCUGUCAAAGUGAUAUUAAUGCUCUAUAACAUCCUGUCAAAGUGAUAUCAAUGCUCCAUAACAUCCUGUCAAAGUGAUAUCAAUGCUCCAUAACAUCCUGUCAAAGUGAUAUCAAUGCGCCCUAAAAUCAUGUCAAAGUGAUAUCAAUGCGCCCUAAAAUCAUGUCAAAGUG